Messenger RNA from Patella vulgata (common limpet), 2394 nucleotides. RefSeq lists its product as uncharacterized. The record is from RefSeq and is a predicted model, not a curated record. The transcript is spliced from 3 exons. Lineage: Eukaryota; Metazoa; Mollusca; Gastropoda; Patellidae. Bases 357 to 2021 code for a protein of 554 amino acids.
UGUUCAGUUCGUGAAAUGUUCAGACCAUGACAUUUGUGUUAGCAAUUGUGGAAACAGUUGUUCUCGAUCACCAAUGACAUCGUAACACUUUCAGUUAUUUUUGGAGAAACAGAUUCGAAUUCCAGAACAUAAUGAUGUGAACUGUUUUCGUUGAUCUUUUGUGAAGUGGUUUUAGAUUUCCGUUUGAAUUGUUUAUCUGUAAAACCAUGGUGAUUAGUGCUUCAGAGACGCCGUAUUUUAAUGGCGGAGUUAGUUCAUUCCUUUAGUUUUUUAUGCAGGAAAGUAAUGAGAUUAGUAAUAAAUCAUCGGUUAUUUAUGAGAACGAUAUAUUAAGACACCAAUUUUAAAUCUCAGAAAUGGCGACAAGAAGAAUAAAAUCCGCUGGUGCUACAAGAACAAUGGCUGACGAGCGAGCAGAAGCUCUUCAGUUGCGACUAAUGAUGUCAGAAGAACCACUCCGCAGUGAAUUGAUGUAUCGGCAGAUUGAAGCAUUCGAGGAUAAAAUAGAAAUGUGCUUUGAGAGAUUUGACGUGAAUUUAUUUUACAGUAUGGUGCGUCAGCUAUCACAGCAGAGUUCUGUUUACGACAUCACAAACAUCAGUCAGUUACGACAGGUUUACGACGAUGAAAUCGAUCGCAGAAACAGUCUUCCGGUGUCAUUGAACAAAUGUUUACAAUACUUUACCUGGUUCUUUAAAUUUUUAACUUACCUAAGGGACCUUCGUAUAAGUUUUAACAGUCGUAUUUUUGUGCCUUUGUUUAAAUAUUUUAUGGAGGGUAGUAAUAAUGGUGAAAAUAGACGGGGAUCUACGUCAUCUUCCCUUUCAAAAUUUAGUAACAUAUCAAACGACAGCAGCGAGAGUGGCAUUAUGUCGGAUUACGGUGGCUCCGACCCAUUGGAAGAUCCAGAGGACUUUGAUGAUGCAGCAGCUAUGGAACGUUUGCAUGCCCAAUCCCACACUGCUUUGAUGCUUCUCAGCAAAGAAUUCGCGGAUAUAAAACCUCUGUACGAUACCUCAGAAAUCAAAAAGUUGUCCCAGAGACUUGCCUUUCUUAAAGAACAAUUAGAAUUUAAUAUGGACGAGGAAGAAUCAAUUAAUCUGGACCUUCUGUGCUAUGAAAGUGCUUAUAUGGUCGAAGAACUGAACGCCGAUGAAGAAAUAAGCGCGCUUCUUCGAUACAUUCCUGACAUUCUCAUUAAGUUUGAAAAGGCUGCAACGCUUACCCGAAAAUGGUUGAUAUUAGACGACCAAAGAACUCGCGACUUUAACGCAAAGUUGCAAAGAAUCGUCAAUUUGGAAAACAAAAUGUCGGAACGUUUGUCAAAAUUGGUAGCAGACAUAAAACAACACGAAAUGAUCUUAGAGAAGGAUAGUGAAGAACUCCAAAGACUUUUAAAACGUGAAGAGCGCUCAAAUGAACUAUCGUCAACUGUAUAUGAUCUGGAUGAACGAAUUAAAGAUAUGAGCGAAACAUUAAGACAAUUAAGAAAGCAAAAGGUAAUAAUUACCAAUAAACUGGUAACAGCAGUUAAAAAACGCCUGAAGAGUGAAUACAAAACUCAGAAAGUACUGUACGAAUCCAACAGGCUACAGCGUUACUCCUCUGAGCGCCAAUUAGCAACUCUUCAGUUCCAUCGAGAUUUAGCCGAGGCCGAUAUGCAUGUGGAGAUUGGUGUAAAACCUCAUUUAAUUUACAGCACCAAUGAUCUCCAGGACAAAGUCGAGAAACUAGAGCAGAUUCUGGAGGAAGAGAAGCGAGAAGAAAGUACGAUCAAAUCCGCUCUGAUCCCGGUGAAGAAAGACCGCCAGCACCUGGCAUCUAUCUUGUAUCCCGACAGUACUCCCUCAGUUACCCCAGCAUCUAAAGCUAAAGAAGCAGCCGAGUACGUGGGAAGCCGAAGGGUGUCUUUGGGUAAGGCUAGCCAUAUAAAAACUUACCGGAAUGCUACAAAACUUCCCCAGAUCAAGAAAAGACACGUCUCCUGUCAGGAGAUCGGCGUACAAGUUGGCGGUUUGUGAGAGCGUACUUGUUUCACGCCGAUUCGUUACGGUAGUGUUAGCAUCGGGUCUUUAGUACUGUGAAAAAUUUACCAACGACUUGUUUGUAAAUACUAAAAGACUCUUUGGAAAGAUAUUUUGGCAGUGUCGCAUUGUGUCCGGGAAGGGCAGGGCACAGACUUUGUGACGUGCGGCCCUAGCUACAAUACUUGUUGUUUGAUAAGACAUAAUUGCUAAGCUGUAGCUUGUGUAGCAUAAACCUUAAUUCGACCCUGUACUCGGAGCUUGUAUAUUGCCUAAAAUGUGAAAUUGACAAUAAAAUAUUUACGAACUAUGUCAGAGUUUUUGCAAACAAAAUGGUGAGAAACAAAAUACAUUAUGGUGAUACUUUUAA